CAGAGAGGCACUCACAUCCUGCACCGUUACAAGAUCCACUCAGUUUCCACAUUAAAUAUCAGUGCUGAGCACUCAGGCUCUGAGGUGCAGACAAACUCGGUCUAACAGCCAAACACAAAGCUUUUAAGACGGACAUUUUGAUUGAGGGAAGAGCAGAGGCUAAAUAUAUAGGUGAAGAUGGUGAUGCACACUGACAAACAGAGUACCUGCCACUCCACUGACAAUAAGGCCGACUACUGUAUCCACAACAAAGCAUGGAUGAAAAUAUCGGGCCCUGCAGCUGAGCCGCUUCGGGACGUUUUCUUUGGAUCGAGUGUCGUGGUUCAACCAGAACUAAAGGCUGCAGGAAGACAAGAAAAAGAAGUCAAAGCACUCCAGAAAGAUAUGUCUGACAGGCGACAGACUUUGGAAGAACACUCUGUACAUGUCGGUGUUUAUAAUCCAACGGGUUCAACGCCACAAGAACAACAAGCAGAGGGAGUGAAACCAAAGAGAGCAUCAAAGGUCAUCAUCAAAGGAACAGAUGGAGUUCAGAAGUGCAUCAAAGUGCUGAGAGCUUAUAGGAUCGUCCUGUUGGGAGAAACCGGGGCUGGGAAAAGCACCCUCGGAAACUCCAUCUUAGCAGAGGAAGUGUUCAAACCUGGCAGGACGACUGACUAUCAAAUUCAGUCCAAAUCUGCCCACGAAAGAAGAAUCACUGUGUUGGACUCUCCUGGUUUCUCUCAUUUUGACCAACCUGAGGCGGAGCUGAAGGAUGAGAUGGCGAGGUGUACCGCAAGGUGCACUCCCGGUCCCCAUGUUCUUCUGAUUGUGCUGAAUGUAGAGGAAUCCUCAAAGCAACAGUCGACUGCAAUCGACAAAAUCUGCCAGUGUCUUCCAGAGGAAGCAUUCAAAUAUGCCGCAGUUGUUUUUACUCAUUGCCCAAAUGGGAUGACAAUUGAAAAGUAUAUCAAUGAGAAUCAACAUCUUAAGGAUUUGGUAACGAAGUGUGGUGGCCGAUAUCAUGUAGUUGAUCGUAAGUACAGCCCGAGGGGUGACGAAAAUGACUCCCAGGUGUCACAGCUGAUGAGCAUGAUAGAUAAGAUAGUGAUAGAGAACAAAGGAGGGUGUUUCACUAACGAAAUCCUCCAGGCAGAUCAGAGAGACAAAAAUAACACAAAAUCAAGUAACCCACAACAAUCAAACGACAACAGAGGUAAUGCCAACAACAACUUAUGGAUUAGCUUCUCAGGUCCUCAGGGGAACUUGGUGGCAGAAGCUUUAUUUGGGUCAGAUGUUGCAGUUUGGCAAACAACACAAACAUCCACCAAGACUGGAGAAUGCCCUACUAGUAAACAGGGAGAAAAUAAAAUACCAUGUUCUGAACCAAAAGGGAGAGAUGAAGAAAAGUGCAAGAGUGCACCUCAAAAAAACUCCACUUCAAUGGAGGAGGAAGAGGUAGUUGAGCAAGGAAGAGAAGCGGAUGCAGAGGUUGAUGCAGAAACAAACGAGGCAUCAAAUAUGUUGGACAGGAGGACGGAAUCAGCAGAGGCAGGAGCUACAGGUUUAACUGGGCCGACAACGGGAGGUUUAGGGAAAUUUAUUGCUGGUUUAUUUGGGGUAGUAAUGGGAGGUUUAGGGACAUUUGUAUCAAGUUUACUUGGGGUACUAAUGGGAGGUUUAGGGACAGUUGGAACAGGUCUUACUGGGAUGACAGUGGGAAGUUCAGGGGCAGUUGGGACAGGUCUUACUGGGAUGACAGUGGGAAGUUCAGGGGCAGUUGGGACAGGUCUUACUGGGAUGACAGUGGGAGGUUUUGGGGCAGUUAGAACAGGUUUAACUUGGGUGGCAAAAAUAGCUGCAGGUAUAAUAUCUUUGGCAGCAGCAGUAGGGGUAGUCGCAUGGGUCAAGAAAAUGUAUGACAAGAUCAUGCACCUUUGUCAGAUGAUCAAGCAGAACAUUGGAAUCGUCCUUCUGGUUGUCGCUUUUUACUUCCUGCUGUUUCUGUCGUUUUGUGACAGAGUACCAAUGGCUGGAACCAUUUUUCUAUCAAGUGGAAUAUUGGUGAUGUUUCUGGUCAUACUGUUGUUAUUCACUGUCAUUAUGAAACAAUAACAGUUUGUGACUCUGCACCCAGUUUAAUGUAUUUUGGGAAUUGGAUUCAAAAUCUAAAGACGUGGAGACGUAACUAUUGGAUUUUAAUAUGUGUAAUCGUCUUCAGUGAAUGUGAAGAUUUUAAAAAAAUGAUUUUUACCUGAACACACAAUCAAUGCAGCAUCUGUGUGUUCUCUUCAUUGAAGGUGAUUAAUGGGUUAAGAAGGAGCAAUUAGUAAUCAGGUUUAGAGCUGGAUCGCUUGACAAUGUGUUAAUGCCUUAAAUAUUUAAUGUGUAAUUAAAAAGUAAAGGUGACAAAAUUUAUGAAAUAGAUCACACUAAGUAAAUAUUUGUUUUAUUUAACAUAUUUUAUGUAAGAAAUUAACAUGUAAUGAAAUAGAUCCUGUCCUAGAAUUUCAUGUAAUUGACCAUUACAGGUCACAAAUGUGAUGAUCAUCUAGCCACGGUAACACAUUUUAUGAAAAUUUUUUUAAAUAUAAUUUUGGUUAAAAAAAAUUAAAAAGGGGGUCAACAUAGAAUAAAAAUAUGCCUCAUUUAUAUAGUUCAGUAGAAUAAUUUCACACUGAUUUUGAGAUAAUGGGGAACAAAAUUUGGAAGCUAAGAAAACAUUUAAUAUUAAAAUUAUUUAAAAUAUUGAAUAUGACUUAAAAUGCAAUAGCAUGAAUUACUACUUUUUUGUAUCAGUUGGUCACAAGGCAUUUAUUUACGGGAGUGUUUGGUUCGGAAAUUGACGGUCCCUUUGUGAACCUCGGAGCGCUAGAGAACAGAUGACCGAAAUUAGUGUUCACAUAUCGGAUCGACCUUGAGCUAAACGCCCCUUACUCAGUAAGGGGGGUUACUCCGCGGAGCGCGGGAUAUCCAGUAUCCAACUUGAAAAUAACCCCGGUGCAGGCGGUAACACAAUGAAAACACCUGAAAAGGUUUGUUUUGGUCUGUGGGCUGCAAAGAUGUCGCCGAGAACGUAAACGUCAUACGCUGUGACGUCAGCUCCAAAGCUCUAUUCUUGGGAGGUUUACUGGGGAAACGAUUAGGGGUCUUACUCCUGGCGCCCACCGGAAGUAGCAUUUCAUUGUAAUUUAUUGGUUGUUUUUUUUUUUGCUAGUCUAUAUUCAUGAUAGAAGUUACAUCUCUCUUUUUAGUUAUAAUACAAUAUUUAGUAAAACUUGUUUAUCGCGCCCAUAAAUCACGCAAAGCCUCAUGGGGGACGCAAUUUAUUCCGUAUUACUAUAAAUGUCUGACAGACACACCACACAUCUCUACAAUAAGUGUGAUAAUAAUGACCAAAACAACACACAGGAAUUGUUAAGGUCAGUUAAAUUGUCAUUGCGGGACCUAAAUAGACACCAGCUAACAGAAAUGGCUCUGUGGCUCAACUAUAUUAAAUGAUGAAAUAUUGCCCUGUUUUUUGUUUCGUUCUUUUUUAAUUGUCUCCCAUUAGUACCCCAAGUAAAUUUAUUCACAUACAUUUAUUAUUAUUGAUACUUUUAUUAAAGAUCAGUUGUACAAGUUUAUGUCAUUGGGGAAGGGGGCGAAGACAUGUUAGCAUACACCUCAGAAAGCCCCUGUUCUUCAAUAUUUAUGUUGUGUUUUAAAUUAGAAUGUUGUAAUAAAGAAUUGUGUUGAUA
Molecule: messenger RNA, 3719 nt
Organism: Poecilia reticulata (guppy)
Lineage: Eukaryota; Metazoa; Chordata; Actinopteri; Cyprinodontiformes; Poeciliidae
Molecular function (GO): GTP binding
Source: RefSeq, a predicted model, not a curated record